GAGCGGGUCCGCCGCCGCCGGGAAGCCAGCCUCACUUUCUAGGCGUGAGGGGAGACGAUAGCCAGCCGGGGGCUGCGAGCGGUGCCACGGACAGACCUCUUGGCUCCCAGAUGGCCAAUUCCCUCAACGGGCGGAACCCGCGCAAGGGACGGAUCCUGGGCUUCAUCGAUGCCAUUCACGAUGCUGUGGGUCCCCCCAAGCAGGCAGCUGCCGACCGGAGAACUGUGGAGAAGACCUGGAAGCUUAUGGAUAAAGUGGUAAGGUUGUGCCAAAACCCAAAGCUUCAACUUAAAAACAGCCCACCUUACAUACUUGACAUUUUACCUGACACUUAUCAACAUUUGCGACUUAUACUAAGCAAAUAUGAUGACAACCAGAAACUUGCACAACUCAGUGAGAAUGAGUAUUUUAAAAUCUACAUUGACAGUCUCAUGAAAAAAUCAAAACGGGCUAUAAGACUCUUCAAAGAAGGAAAGGAAAGAAUGUAUGAGGAGCAGUCACAGGACAGGAGAAACCUAACAAAGCUGUCCCUCAUCUUCAGCCACAUGCUAGCAGAAAUCAAAGCUAUUUUUCCAAAUGGUCAAUUCCAGGGUGAUAACUUCCGUAUCACCAAAGCCGAUGCUGCAGAUUUCUGGAGAAAAUUCUUUGGAGAUAAAACUAUAGUGCCAUGGAAAGUAUUUAGGCAGUGCCUUCAUGAAGUUCAUCAGAUAAGCUCCGGUUUGGAAGCAAUGGCUCUUAAAUCUACUAUUGACUUGACCUGCAAUGACUACAUUUCAAUUUUUGAAUUUGAUAUCUUCACUAGGUUGUUUCAGCCGUGGGGUUCCAUCUUAAGGAAUUGGAACUUCUUAGCUGUGACACAUCCUGGAUAUAUGGCAUUUCUGACGUAUGAUGAAGUGAAAGCAAGGUUGCAAAAAUACAGCACUAAGCCUGGGAGCUACAUUUUCAGAUUGAGUUGCACUCGGUUGGGACAGUGGGCCAUUGGAUAUGUUACUGGUGAUGGGAACAUUUUGCAGACCAUUCCUCACAAUAAGCCUCUAUUUCAAGCUUUGAUUGAUGGCAGCCGGGAAGGAUUCUAUCUGUUCCCAGAUGGACGAAGUUAUAAUCCUGAUUUAACAGGAUUGUGUGAACCCACACCACAUGAUCACAUAAAAGUCACACAGGAGCAGUACGAAUUGUACUGUGAAAUGGGUUCCACCUUUCAACUGUGUAAAAUCUGUGCUGAGAAUGAUAAGGAUGUGAAGAUAGAGCCUUGUGGACAUCUCAUGUGCACUUCUUGUCUUACAGCAUGGCAGGAAUCUGAUGGCCAAGGCUGUCCAUUCUGCCGCUGUGAAAUCAAAGGAACUGAACCAAUCAUUGUGGAUCCCUUUGACCCACGGGAUGAAAACUCCAGGUGCUGCAGUAUUAUGGAUAGCUUUAGUAUGCCAAUAUUGGAUUUGGAUGAUGAUGAUGAUAGAGAAGAGUCUUUAAUGAUGAAUCGCUUGGCUUCAGUCCGAAAGUGCAAUGAGAGGCAGAAUUCCCCAGUGACUUCUCCGGGAUCUUCCCCACUUGCACAAAGAAGAAAACCACUUCCAGACCCCUUGCAGAUCCCACAUCUUAGUCUUCCACCUGUACCUCCUCGUCUGGAUCUUAUUCAGAAGGGUGUAGCACGGUCACCAUGUGCCAGCCCAACUGGAUCACCUAAGUCUUCUCCUUGUAUGGUGAGGAAACAAGACAAGCCUUUGCCAGCACCACCACCUCCCUUACGUGAUCCUCCACCACCCCCACCAGAGAGACCCCCUCCAAUCCCACCAGACAACAGGAUAAGCAGACACCUGCAUCAUCCAGAAAGCGUGCCUUCCAGAGACCAACCAAUGCCCCUUGAGGGCUGGUGUCCCAGAGAUGUUUUUGGGGCAAAUCAGUUGGUAGGAUGUCGAAUAGGGAGUGAUGCUUCUCCCAAACCGGGACUGACUGCAAUUUCAAACCUAAAUGGAAGGCACAACCGCAUAAGUUCUGAUCCAGGAUUUGUGAGGAAACACAGACGUCAUGAGCUGCCUGCAGAUGGUGCCAAGGUCUUUUCAAAUGGUCAUCUGAUGAAUGAAGAAUACGAUGUCCCUCCACGGCUUUCACCCCCUCUUCCAGCUGCUUCCAUCAUCCCUAGUAUAAAAUGUCCUGUUGCUUCAGCAAAUUCUCUGUCUGAUAAAUCAAGGGAUCACGCAGAUGAUGAUGAAUACAAAGUUCCUUCUUCACACCCUGUAAUACUGAGCUCACAACCACCUCAUAGUCAUAAUUUAAAACCUCUUGCUCGGGUGUGUGAGAAUGGUCAAUGUGCUGGAGUAACAAAUGGGACACACAGUAGUGCUUCCGAGAUGAAGAAAUCAAAACAUCCAGAGUUAGGGGAUGCCUGUGAUGCACCUACUGUUCCAGUACCUUUGCCACCUGCACGACCUCCUACCAGAGACAACCCAAAGCACAGCUCUUCACUCAACAGGACACCCUCUGAUUAUGAUCUUCUGGUGCCCCCUUUAGGUGAAGAUGCACUUGAUAAUUCACCCCCUUCACUACCACCUCCACCACCACCACCACCUGCUCGGCACAGCAUGAUAGAGCACACAAAACCUGCUGGCUCAGGAAGCCGACCUUCUUCAGGACAUGAACUGUUCCUUCAUUCUGAUCCUCAUUUUGAUCCAGUAACUGGUCAUGUUCCCUUGCCACCUGCUCGCAGAGUAGCUGGAGAAAAUGUUAAAGCAAACAGGACAUCUCAAGACUAUGAUCAACUUCCUCCCUCUUCAGAUGGUUCACAAGCACCAGCCAGGCCCCCUAAACCACUUCCUCGGAGGACUGCACCAGAAAUACACCACAGGAAAGCUUACAGCUCUGACAGUUCCACGGAAAAUGUGGAUGCUAAAAUUGCAAAACUUAUGGGAGAGGGCUAUUCCUUUGAAGAAGUCAAGAGGGCACUUGAAAUUGCCCAGAAUAACGUUGACGUGGCCCGUAGUAUUUUGAGAGAGUUUGUCUGUUUUCCUCCACCAGUCUCCCCACGUCUCAACCUAUAGCAGCAUCAAGAUAUUCUUGGAGCUUGUGAAUUCUACCUAGAAAAGUGUGGACUGGGGAGUGAGAGAAAGAAGAGAAUGGGAUAUUUUUUUUUCAUCCUUAGGAGAAGGGUGUUUGUUUCCAGCCGUUUAUCAAAGGCUCAUGGCUGCUCUGAUCAAGACUUACAGAUAUGCUGAGGCUUAUGUAUUUUUGCUAGCCAUACUUUUUUAAAUCAGGGUUGAACUGACAAGAUAUUUAAAGAAGUUUACUUCCCUAGAACUUUUAAUCUGUGAAAUGCUUUUUCUUGUUUACAAGUUGGCAAGUUACAGUUUUCUAGUUGACACCUCUACUAUGUUCCUGUUCAUAUUCCUUCCUACUUGUGGUCAGUUCUGCUGUAGCAUUCCCAACAGUUUCCAUGCUGACCACCCCAUCAACUAGAUCAUCACUUCCCAGAAGUCCUACGUUUGUUUUGGUUUGUUGUUUUGGUUUGUUUUGUUUUCUCUUACAAGAUGCUUUAAUUGUGUUUUUUUGCAUUUUAGCUCAUCAAAUGCAAAAAGUAUGUGGCCUUCACUACUGAUUUUUUUUUCUUUUGAGGUUCCUUUGCUUUUGAGAGGAAAUAUCUGAAUGUAAAAUGUAUUAUUCUGUCUAUGAACUGCCUUUUUAAAGGUAUUUUUGACAGUAAUGUUGGACAGCUUUCUGUUUAACAUUAAUUCCAUGACCUGUAGUUCUCAAGGUCUUUUAUACACAGUUUCCACAAAAAAAUCCCAACCAACAAAUAAAACACUUCGUGCAGCAGUGAUACUGAGUUCUGACAUGUAAAAGGUCUUUCAAAUUUGAGUAAUUGCAAAUAUUCAAAAAUGUAAAAUGCUUAUAAUAAGACCAUGUUCUGAUUAUACACACAUGACACUGGUGG
Calypte anna (Anna's hummingbird) is the source of this 3922-nucleotide messenger RNA. RefSeq names its product Cbl proto-oncogene B (gene CBLB). Gene Ontology annotation, molecular function: ubiquitin protein ligase activity; calcium ion binding; receptor tyrosine kinase binding. Gene Ontology annotation, cellular component: plasma membrane; membrane raft. The transcript has 19 exons. Lineage: Eukaryota; Metazoa; Chordata; Aves; Apodiformes; Trochilidae. Gene Ontology annotation, biological process: negative regulation of epidermal growth factor-activated receptor activity; cell surface receptor signaling pathway. The coding region runs from base 111 to 3032 and encodes 973 amino acids. The record is from RefSeq and is a predicted model, not a curated record.